AAUAGAUAUGGAUUUAGUGAGAGACAAGUGGAUGAUUUAUUCUCUACUCAGAAAAAUACAAGUAUGUUUGAAGAGCCAUUGCCCUGCAAUAGAGAUGAUAAACUUAGCAUUAGAGAUAUAAGAGCUGAAGCUUAUGCCUUAGCUCUCUCAGUAAAAAAUGCUAAUGCUAGCUCAUUACGUCUCACUCAUCUUCAUAGAGAAUUAAGGAACCUUAUAAUACUUUGUAUUUAUCCUGCUGAACUUAAAACUUUACGCAUUACAGAUACUAGAGUGACAGCAGAAUUAUUAAAAGCUUUAGAAAUAAAUAUCUUAAAAGGUUAUCCAAACUCUCUCACAAGUAAUAUCACAAUACUAGAGCUAGAGAAUUGUCAUAAAUGUAAUGAAGAAAUUUUGUUAAAUCUACUCAAAGCAUUUACAACAUUUGUGUAUGGUCAUAUACUCUAUCAUGACUGUCUUGAAAAAAGUAAUAGAGAUAAGCAAAAAACUUGUCACAUUUGUUUUGUAGAUAAUGAAGGAACGGCAUCAGCUGAAGUUCAAGACAUAGAUAUGUCAGAGGUAGUAGAAAAUGAAGGUGAAGAAACCUCUAAUCUAACAGAGGCAGUAAGUAAGUUAUUUGUAGAUGAUAGUAAAGCUAUCCCACGAAGUAAAACAAAAUCUAUAGAACCUAAUAAA
Molecule: messenger RNA, 672 nt
Organism: Scutellospora calospora
Lineage: Eukaryota; Fungi; Glomeromycota; Glomeromycetes; Diversisporales; Gigasporaceae
Source: the annotation of a GenBank genome assembly